Molecule: messenger RNA, 1765 nt
Organism: Pelodiscus sinensis (Chinese soft-shelled turtle)
Lineage: Eukaryota; Metazoa; Chordata; Testudines; Trionychidae
Source: RefSeq, a predicted model, not a curated record
CAUCACAACAUCAUUCACAGGCUGGGCGGUAGGCAUGGCCGGAUUCUUUGAAUAUAUAUUUCUCUAUCAAGAUGCAGUGAUGUUUCAGAUUGAACAAGUCACAAAGCUGUGUUCAAAGAUUGCUUUAACUGAGCCAUGGGAUCCUUAUGAUAUUCCUGACAACUCCACUUAUGAAGAUCAAUACUACAUUGGGGGGCCUGGAGAUGAAAUUAUGGUACAGGAAUGGUCUGAUAGAAAACCAGCCAGGAAAUUUGAGUCCUGGGUUGGCGUUUAUACAGUCAAGGACUGUUACCCAGUGCAGGAAACCUACACAAAGAACUACAGCGUGACAACCUCCACCCGCUUUUUCGAUUUAAAGCUGGGUAUUACUGACCCUUCUGUGUUUAUUCCACCCAGCACCUGCCAGGAAGCCCAGCCAGUAAAGAUGAAAGAUGAAUGUUGAUUAUGGACAAUUGGUUCUGACAUGUAACCUGCUUUUCAAUCCCAUUGUUGCUCUUUUGGGAAUUCUAAAAUUUCACUAGAAAGGGAACACAACCUUUAAUUGAACAGAGAGCUAAGAUGUGUAACAAAAAGGACAUUUUAUUUCAUUGUUUCACUAAAUUAAACUCUGUUCAGUGAUUCACUUGUUGUGUUUGUUACCAAUGAAGUUUAUAGGCACUAUGUUAGCUGUGAAUUUUUUUGAAAGUUUCAUUAUUUAAUAUGUCAAAAUGCCAACACAAAAGUAUAUUGUGCUCUUAUUAACAUAAAGGAAAAGUUGAAUAUCAUUUGUUACUUCUGGAGAGAUUUGUGAGGUUGGUAAAAUACAGUCUGUUUAAGAGCUAAACUGUAACCAUAAAAUGGCAUAGUUUAAGCAGACAAUAUCAGAGUGAUUAAAUGCAUUCUCUUGGGUUUUUUAUCCUUGCUCUUAAAAAAAGCUGUCAGUCAAGAGUGUGGCGAUUUGAGAUUUUUGUGUUGUGUAUGGCUGUUUGUUUGUUUGCAAAGAACCAGAAUAACUAUUCAUAGAAUAUACAUGACUGUUUUAAUACUGUAUUGGGGAGAAAAUAAAAAAUUAAGCCAUAAUUUUUCUUGCAUUUAUUAAUCCCUCAGUGAAGCCUUUCUACAAUGUCUGAUUAGAGAUUUUUUUUGUUUUAUUCAUUUCUAAUUCAUGCUUUGUCAAGGCAUUGUUGCUUUUAAUCUGUGCAAAUAAAUUAAUAGAUACUGCACUCUGAAUUGCUAUAAUUGUUUGUAACACCUACAUCCAGAAGCCUUUUUCUCCCCCGCUCCUGUCACCUAACUAGCUAAAGCUAGAUUAAUGCAUAUAUAGCUCCUCCCAUUGCAAUUCAAAUGAAAGACCUAAAUGUGUGACAGGCGGAAAAAUAAUAUUUUAAAGCCCUUCUUUAUGGUAUGAUUUCAAUGCACUAUGAUCCAAGCACAAAUGACAAUCAUCUUUUGUUUGCAACCUUUCCUUUGAUCACUGAACACAUUCAUUGUUAAAUCAGCAUUCUAGAACAUUAAUAUACACAUGCAGCUAUUUUCUGGGGGAAGGAACAAGAGCUUCAUUUAAAUAAAUAAAACAAAAAAACCCCAGGAACUGUACAUUUUUAGCAGUACAAACAGAACAGGACAUUCAAGUGAUAUAGACUAUAUAAUUGUCACCAUCUUCAUGUGUAUGAAAUUAUAGUAAAUACUUUAGUCUUCUAUAAGUCUAGGAUCUUAUUUCAAUUGUUAAUUGAUUAUAUACAUAUACCUAGAUUUUCUGAUCCCUUAAUUCAUGUUUGCUAGUACC